AUGUAAACAUUACUUGCUCAGUCAUCAUAUGGAUGAUGCAGCACAUAAAUUGCAUAGAAUAAGGGUCCAUUAUUGCAAUUGAUCUAUAAUAAUGGCUGGUUACUUUUUCAAGAGGAGCCUGUUUCGUCGUAAGGAAGAAGAUCAUGAAAAAGAUCAAGAACAAGUCAGAGAUAAGUUGGUUCAGUGCCAGUUCUGCAAUGGAUACACCAACACUGCUACUGGGUACAACAGGGAAGAAAUUUUAAGCGUUGCUGGUGGCUACCUGCAUACAAGGUGUGUUGAGCUGCAAGCCAAACGUGGAAAUGUUCUGGACUAUACUCCUGAGGAACUAGAGGAGAUUGAAAGGCUUACACACGAAGAGUAUGCGAAAAUUAUCCAAGAAAGAAGCGAUAAAGAAAUUGAGAUUUUAAGAGGGCAAGUAGCUGAAGAGGAAAGAAAAUUGCAGCAUCGAAUGGAAGACCAUGAACAAAAUAUUCGAAAGCAGCGAGACGAGUUGUACAAGCAGCACGAUGCAAUAAUCCAUACAAUUGAAGCUCAAACUACAAAAAAGAAAGGAUUGCUGGAGCAAGAUGCUGGGAAGAAACAACAAAAACAUGAACAACUGCUAAAGAAAAGUGAAGAUGCUCAUCAGACUGCCAUACAAAAAAUGAAGGAAGAAUUUUCAGAUCUUGAGAGAGAAACAGAGAAUGUGGCUCAUGACUACAUGCGAAAGUUUGAAGAGCAUGAUGAAGGAGUUCAACAAAGAAAAACUGAGCAAGACCAAGCUUUCCAGGAGCAACAGAUCAAUCAGGCCCAGAAAUUUAGUGAAGAAGCAUUAGACUUUGAAGCUGAACUCAGACGAGAACAAGAAGAGUUUGAGAAGGAAAUGGAAGAAGAGCGAAUAGCCCUUGAGCAGCACUUUGAUGACCAGUACCAAACAGAGCUUGUGCUCACAAAAGCUGAUGGAACAGUUUUGGAAAUGAGGGAGAAGGCUCCUGGCAUAGUCACUAGGAUAACUGAACAGUUAUUAGGGGACUUGUGAUUAGUUUUAGAUUAGCUAUAUAGACUAUCAUUUUUCGUUACAUACUAUAUAGUCUAACAGGGUAUUGAAAUAAUAACAGUUGUCAAAA
Molecule: messenger RNA, 1109 nt
Organism: Halichondria panicea
Lineage: Eukaryota; Metazoa; Porifera; Demospongiae; Suberitida; Halichondriidae
Product: differentially expressed in FDCP 6 homolog
Exons: 2
Coding region: 92-1021 (309 amino acids)
Source: RefSeq, a predicted model, not a curated record